AUGCUCAGCAAAGCCUACGAUUUUCCAAGAACGAAGAGUUGCAACCUUGGAACUGGUGCUAGGAAUGACGGGCUGCUAACGAGCACAUUCGGUAUUGAAUUGAGUGCCGUGAUAGUUUCAUGA
Messenger RNA from Plenodomus lingam JN3, 123 nucleotides. NCBI's taxonomy places the organism in Eukaryota, Fungi, Ascomycota, Dothideomycetes, Pleosporales, Leptosphaeriaceae. The record is from RefSeq and is a predicted model, not a curated record.